Erinaceus europaeus (western European hedgehog) is the source of this 4357-nucleotide messenger RNA. It is a transcript of the gene TPX2, whose product is annotated as TPX2 microtubule nucleation factor. Gene Ontology annotation, biological process: regulation of mitotic spindle organization; activation of protein kinase activity. Gene Ontology annotation, cellular component: spindle; microtubule. Lineage: Eukaryota; Metazoa; Chordata; Mammalia; Eulipotyphla; Erinaceidae. The coding region runs from base 420 to 2669 and encodes 749 amino acids. The transcript is spliced from 18 exons. The record is from RefSeq and is a predicted model, not a curated record.
UGCCGUGGGAAGUGCAGCAAGACCUGGGAGGCAGAGCGUUCUUCUCCUGGCGUUUGAACCGUGGAGGCCUCCUUCUAGCCUCAGUCGCUGCUGUCUGCGCCUCCGGGCCGCGGCUUCUUGGCGGUUGUGAGGUCGGCGGCCGGGCAGGGAGGAGCCGGAGCCCGGCCUACGACCACUCUUGUCUUCUAGACCAUUUUGCGAGAAACCUGCCCGACCGGAAUCAGCGCGCUGUGUCCAGAGGCAGAGGCGGGAGAGGCCUUGGGAAAUGGUGGGAAGAAAAGACUUGCGAGAGGCUGUAGACGAGUGUUAACGGAAUUCACUGCUCCAGACCAACUUUUCCAGAUAGAAAAGGUGGCCUGCUGAGAAAAGUGACACAAAUACUGGAAAAUACCUGUCCUUCUGUGCCAAGGUUGAGUGCAAUGUCACAAGUUAAAACCUCUUAUUCCUAUGAUGCUCCCACGGACUUCAUCAACUUUACAUCUUUGGAUGAUGAGGAAGAUACUCAAAACAUAGAUUCUUGGUUUGAUGAGAAGGCCAAUCUGGAGAAUAAGUUUCCUGGGAAGAAUGUGACAGGAGUGCUUUUUCAGGACACAACGUCUUCAAGAAAUGGAAAUCUUCAACAAGGUCUUGUUAUGCCUUUAAAAUCAGUUGAUAACACUUAUUACAAAGAAGAGGAAAAAGAAAACCUGGUGAACCAGUCUAUUCCAUCACCUGCUUGUACUUCCCUGAAAGUCAAGGGAACCACACCAAAAAGUACUCCAUCCCAGCCUCAAAGACGAUCUCUUCGGCUGUCUGCUCAGAAAAAAUCAGAACAGAAAGAAAAACAGUAUGUAAAACUGAAAGCAAAGAGAUGUGCUACUCCUGUAAUCAUUGAUGAAAUUCUACCCUCCAAAAAAAUGAAAGUGUCUAACAAUAAAAAAGAGCCAGAGGAACAGGAAGACGGUAGUGCUUAUCAAAAUACUCCUGAAAAGGCUGAGUCUUCAGAGAAAGCCAAAGGCAGACAGACUGUACCAUGUAUACCACCUGGAAGGCAGAAGAUUUUAAAGAGUACUGAGGAACAAGAGUUGGAGAAGAGAAUGAAAAUGCAACAGGAAGUGGUGGAGAUGCGGAAAAGGAAUGAAGAAUUCAAGAAAAUUGCUCUCGCAGGAAUAGGGCAAUCUUUGAAGAAACCUGUGAGUCAUGUUACCAAAGCAAUUGACUUCCACUUCCGCACAGAUGAUAGAAUCAAACAACAGCCUAAGAACCAGGAAGAUUAUAAGGAAGUGGACUUUACAUCUGAACUGCGAAAGCAUCCUUCAUCUCCAGCCCGGGUGACUAGAGGAUGCACCAUUAUUAAGCCUUUCAACCUAUCACAAGGAAAGAAAAGAACUUUUGAUGAAACAGCUUCUACAUAUGUGCCUCUCGCACAACAAGUUGAAGCUUUUCAUAGACGAACCCCUACCAGAUAUCACUUGAGGAGCAGGAAGGAUGAUUCUGUCCUGCUACCCUCCAAAUCUGCUGUGCCUAAGAUCUCCCGAGACCCACAGACUCCUGUAUUGCAAACCAAACAUCGUGCAAGGCCUGUAACAUGCAAAAGUGCAGCUGAUCAGGAGGCUGAAGAGCUUGAGAAACUGAAACAGUAUAAGUUCAAAGCACGAGAACUUGAUCCCAGAAUUCUUGAAUGUGGUCCUAUCUUACCUAAAAGACCACCUGUGAAGCCACCGACUCAGCCUGUUGGCUUUGAUUUAGAAAUUGAGAAAAGAAUCCAGGAGCGAGAGUCAAAGAGGAAAAUAGAGGAUGAACACUUUGAAUUUCAUUCCAGACCUUGCCCUACUAAGAUCUUGGAUGAUGUUGUGGGUGUUCCUGAAAAAAAAGUACUUCCAGUCACUGUUCCCAAGUCACCAGCCUUUGCAUUGAAGAAUAGAAUCCGGAUACUCACCAAAGAAGAAGAGGAGCCAGAGGAACCAGUAGUGAUAAAAGCUCAACCUGUGCCACAUUAUGGGGUGCCUUUCAAACCUCAAGUUCCAGAGACAAGAACUGUGGAAGUGUGCCCGUUCUCUUUUGAUUCUCGAGAUAAAGAACGUCAGUUACAGAAGGAGAAAAAAAUUAAAGAACUGCAGAAAGGAGAGGAGGUACCCAAGUUCAAGGCACUUCCUCUUCCUCAUUUCGAUACCAUUAACCUUCCAGAGAAGAAGGUGAAGAAUGCAACCCAGGCUGAACCUUUCUGCUUGGAAACUGACAGAAGAGGUGCUAUGAAAACACAAACUUGGAAACACCAGCUGGAGGAAGAGCUGAAACAGCAGAAGGAAGCAGCUUGCUUCAAAGCUCGUCCAAACAAUGUCACCUCCCAGGAACCCUUUGUUCCCAAGAAAGAGAAAAAAUCUACUGCUGAGGGCCUUUCUGGUUCUCUAGUUCAGGAACCCUUUCAGCUGGCCACUGAGAGAAGAGCCAAGGAAUGGCAAGAACUGGAGAAGAAAAUGGCUGAGGUAGAAGCCAAAAAAGCCCUGCAGUUGGAGGAGGCCAGACAACAGGAAGAAGAGCAGCAGAAGGAAGAACUAGCCAGGCUCCGGAAAGAACUGGUGCACAAGGCAAACCCAAUACGUAAGUACCAAGGUGUGGAGAUAAAGUCAAGCGACCAGCCUCUGACUGUGCCUGUGUCUCCUAAGUUCUCUACUCGAUUUAACUGCUGAACUCACCUGAGCUGUAGACACUACCUGGGAAUCAGCGUUGCUCUUCACUCAAAGCAGGACUCUUUGCCACUGGGGCAUGGAACAAGCUUACUUCUCCAGACUUUUACCUACAUGCCCAACAGAGCAUACUUUGACAACUGUGAACUCUGGUUGUAUUAAGAUUUUUUUUUUUUCCAUAUUGUUUAGGCUAAUAAUGAGACUCAGUUGAUAACAUGUCUCAUUCAGACACUGCAUAGUUAUUUGCUUCGAACUAUCAGUUGACAUUUGCUAUGGAUCUUAACUCUGUCUAAAAUUUAAGUCUCUGUAUCAACACAAUGUAAUUUCUAUUUCCCUUAACCCUCUUUUUUUUUUUUUAAUUUAAUCAGAAAAUAAAGAGUUAAAUAUUGAGAUAGGAUUUAAGUCAUGGCUUCAAAGAAGAUUAGUAGUAUACUAGCUUCUCUUUCUUUCUGCACAAAGUGGAUUUAGAUUUAAGAAACUGUUCACUAUGAGAGCAGAAAAAGCCAGAUUAACUUCAUCAACGUGGAAGUUUCCCAGUUGACCUGGACUGGAUUAAGUUUUUGCUAUCCUCUCCCUGAUUUUGUUACUUAAUUUUUUUUUUAAAGUCAAAUAAUGCCCCAUUUAAGGAUACAUAGGAGUAAUGGGUGCUUUAAGAAGAGGGAACUAGAACCUUUUAAAAGUACAGACUCUGUCCAUAAAGGGAAAUGCUUUGUAACUUUUUUCUGUAUUAUGUCAAAACAUCCUUCUAUAUUUGUUACCUACCAGAAACACCCUGGAAAGCAGUCUUGCUUUCACAGACUUUGCCUUCUUUCCUAAAUACACUUUUUCUCACCAGUACACUGUUCCUUAUGAGACUCAGCUCAAAUAGUAUGGUUUUUCCCCCUUAAUUCUCCUUUGAUUACCUGAUCUCUUCAGGUAAUCAUGGUCAUUUGCUUCUUAUUACUUCUCAAGUACUUCUUGUGUAUAUCUUUAGUAAAAUAAUUGCAACAUGCCUAAGUUACUUGUACUUGUUUAUAAACUAGUGAAGACUCAGAUGUCUUAAGUUCUUUUAAGAUAAAUACCAUAGCCAUUUGCAUAUUUUCAUAGCUGUCACACAAUCUGCUAGGUCCAUAUUAAAUAGUAUCCUUUAAGAUUUGACAGUAUUUAUGAAUAUUUUGUACCAGGAGAUACAAAAGCAUCCAUGUUUAAGUCUAGGUCAAUGCUAGGCACCAUGUAUAACAUUAAUUGUUUAUGUGCCAGAAAUUGAGCAUAGGACUACUGAGCCUUAAACAUGAAAAUUUAUUACAUAGCCAUUAUGCUAUCUCACCAGCUCCAUUAAAUCUAUUUUAUGUUCCUUUUGCUUAUUCAUUCAUUGGGCAUUAUGUACAAACCACUAUAGAUUCAGCAUUGGGUGAUACAAAAUAAGACAUGAUUUAUAAUUCUUGGGCCUCUUAAGGGUCCACAAACAUGCAAAAUACAGUUCCUUUGUUUCCUAGAGGUUACAUAGCAUUCAGUUCCAUAAUAAGGUUCACUUAGCAAACAUUUAUUUGGAGCUAACCUUAGCUGCUUGUCUAUAUGCUUACCUACCUAUCAUCUUGGUACUGGUCUUGUCUCAGGAAAUGUAGCAGUGAACAAAAAUAAGAGAUCUUGCAUUCAUGUAGUUUACCUUUUAGGAUUGGGGUUUAGACAAUAAAUAACUACUUGUCUCCCUG